GGCGACUGAACAACCACUUGACAUUUUUUGUUUUAAUGUUCGGACCGCUUGCAAGAGUUGUGAAAGCUGAAAUUAUCUGCAGACUCUGUAUCAAUCAACGCUUCAGCAAUGGAGGCUAGAACAAAAACUGUACAGGGAAAGUCAAAAAACAAACGAGCGAGAAAUGCUGAUGAGAGCGAAUCUCAGUCAGAGGACGAUUACCGAUUGCGCUUAUCUGCGUACGAAAAACAACGACCUCCAAUACCUAUAAUAACCGAUGAUACUCAGGUGACACUUCCCCUCAAAGUCCUGAGUGAAGAAUUCACCUGUCCAGUGUGUCGGAAUAUCCUUCAACAGACAAUGGUAACUGUGGAGUGCAUGCAUCGCUUUUGCUAUGCAUGCAUUAGGGAAGCACUCUUCAAAGGAAACAAAGAGUGUCCUGCGUGUCGACGAGAGUGCCAUUCCAUGCGCAAUCUGCGCCCAGAUACCCGAUUCGACGAGAUUAUACGAAUGAUCUAUCCCAGCUUGGGAUCAUCUGAAACGGAAGACGCUACUGAGCUCGACAGCAUAAUUGCGAGAUCAACGUUUAAUCUCCGGAAAAUGUACGAGGAGGGUAUUAAAAGGCAGGAAAUGGUCCGCAAGGGCCGGGGUGUGAAACGCUCGACUACCGUGGGUGCUGCAGAUUGUGCAAAUGGAUUAGCACGUUCUCCACGAAUAUCACCGGAUGGUCAUGACGAUUACGAGAUAGAGUCUGAAAAUGGUACAUGCGGCGAAUCCAACACGGAGAGUGAUGGAGUUCGUUCUGAAACAUCAGUAUCUGACGCACCAUCGCCUGAGCCUGCGAGUAUUCAAACUUUGUCAGGUCAAGACCAACCCCCGUGGACCAUCGAAGUCACAGCUAUAGCCCACCCCUGUGACAAACGCCUCCCACUGGGUGAAGUCCUGCGUCUACGUACCGAAAACGAAUGCACAGUGGGUCAUCUCUCCAUGGUUCUCCGAGAGUACUACGCGGCGCAGUCGGAUCAAUUUCGCGAUCUGACGAGCGACGACUUUGUUGUUACUUUAUCACGACCAAUUCAUGGGAAACCGCUAGAUAAACAUAUCACAGUUGGUGAAGCAAGGGAUAAGGCUGAAACCGGCGGUGUUCUGCUACUGUACCAUGCCCUCAAAUCUUGAAGAAAUUCCUUCGUGAUAGUAAAUAUCAGUAGCAAAUCCUAUUGACAUGCGUCGUCAAAAGCGCAAGGAAAAUCCAGCCAGCAUAGCGGACGUUGAUGGUUGAACAGUAUUGAAGAUGACUAUCUUUCAAGAAUGAUACUGCUCUCAAGCGGCUGAUGAUUAUUCUAUGAGUAGUAACUCAGUAUAGUCAGUGAUAAUGUUGAACGAACGAGAUUUAGUAAUCUUAUCUGCCAGGGGGUCUUAAUAUAUGGUAUCGUAUUUAAGCUUACAAUAUGUGGCUAGUCUAUCUAUGUACUGUUGCAGGCUGCGAAUAAUUUAAAGGCUUCUGAGGUCUUAGC
Spizellomyces punctatus DAOM BR117 is the source of this 1493-nucleotide messenger RNA. RefSeq lists its product as uncharacterized. Gene Ontology annotation, molecular function: ubiquitin protein ligase activity; chromatin binding. Lineage: Eukaryota; Fungi; Chytridiomycota; Chytridiomycetes; Spizellomycetales; Spizellomycetaceae. The transcript has 11 exons. Gene Ontology annotation, cellular component: ubiquitin ligase complex; PcG protein complex. The record is from RefSeq and is a predicted model, not a curated record. The coding region runs from base 109 to 1155 and encodes 348 amino acids.